Medicago truncatula (barrel medic) is the source of this 2435-nucleotide messenger RNA. RefSeq names its product probable serine/threonine-protein kinase At1g01540. The transcript is spliced from 6 exons. The record is from RefSeq and is a predicted model, not a curated record. Lineage: Eukaryota; Viridiplantae; Streptophyta; Magnoliopsida; Fabales; Fabaceae. The coding region runs from base 540 to 2150 and encodes 536 amino acids. Gene Ontology annotation, biological process: protein phosphorylation. Gene Ontology annotation, molecular function: ATP binding; protein kinase activity.
CAUUUUGACAACUUCAAAUAUUCACACACAUUUUGUAUCAUCAUAAUCUAGAAUUUAAAAUCAUAUUCAAAACAAAUUAAUAUAAUUUUGUGAUAACCGACUUUAGUUUAAUGUCCAAAAUGGAAUUUGGGUCCAAAGAAGCACUUAUGACUAGUACCUCUUUUAUUGUUUGACUAAUCAAAGCACUUAUGACCCAUUAGAGAGAGGAAACUAUAGAUUACUCUAGAUUUGAGUAAUAAUGCAAGUAGCAUUUUCCAAAUAAAGAAUCUCUACUGGUUAAACUAAACCACACAUGCAACAGUAGUUCCCACUCACUCACUUCAAAGACAACAAAACACACUGCAAUUGAUUCACCACCACCAACAGACCCCACCAUGCCAGCUGCCAUUGCCUCCUUCUCCUCCUCUUCUUCUUCAUUCAUCUCUCAUCCAUUCACACGUUUUUCAACCCAACUCAACACAACUCUGUUUCUUUCUCUAACCACACACACAUGACUCUGUUCUUCAAAAAACAGAGCAUUCUUCUUUUUUCUUCAUAGAAUGCACAACACCGACACAGCAACAAUGAACGACCAACUCUCAAACCAAACCUCAAUCUUCGGUCUCCGUCUCUACGUCAUCCUCGGCAUCAUCGUUGGUGUCAUCAUCGUCCUCCUCCUCUUCUUCAUCUCUAUCUACCUUGCUUUCAAACACAACAACUCCAAAAAAACCAAAACAACUAUCCCAAACAUCUCCAAAGAUGUUCCAGAAAUCACUCUCGAUGUUCCACCUCAACCCGACCCGUCUCCUCAACCCGACCCACCUUCCGAACAAAGUCACCCAGAAGAAGAAACUGCUCCUUUGAGUUACAAGAGAAUUCAGUUUGAGAUAGGAAAGAAUCAUAGAAUAUCUUACCCUGAACAACGUGGCUCUGUUGAACAUAGUGGAGAACGAGAAUCUCGACCGUUGGAUCAAGUUAAUGCUGUUAUUCCUCAAGUUUCUCAUCUGGGUUGGGGUCAUUGGUAUACUUUAAGAGAAUUGGAAGAUGCUACUAAUGAAUUUUCACCUGAUAAUGUUAUUGGUGAAGGUGGUUAUGGAAUUGUUUAUCAUGGUAUUUUGAAGGAUAAUACUAAUAUUGCUAUUAAGAAUUUGCUUAAUAAUAGGGGACAAGCUGAAAGAGAGUUUAAGGUUGAGGUGGAAGCUAUAGGAAGAGUUCGUCAUAAGAAUUUAGUGAGGUUGCUUGGUUAUUGUGCUGAAGGAGCUCAUAGAAUGUUAGUGUAUGAGUUUGUUGACAAUGGUAACUUGGAGCAAUGGUUACAUGGUGAUGUUGGACCUUGUAGUCCUUUAACUUGGGAAAUUCGAAUGAACAUUAUUCUUGGAACGGCGAAAGGGCUGACUUAUCUUCAUGAGGGGCUAGAACCAAAAGUUGUUCAUCGCGACAUUAAAUCAAGCAACAUUUUGCUUAGUAAGCAGUGGAAUUCAAAAGUUUCUGACUUUGGUCUUGCCAAACUCCUUAGCCCUGAGAGCAGCUAUAUUACAACCCGGGUCAUGGGUACAUUUGGGUUUGUACAUUCUCCUUUGUCUUUUAUUUGUCCUAUUAAAAACCUAGAAGAACUAUGCAUGAAUUAUGAGUUGAAAAUAAUUUGUACGUAUUUGUUUUAUUUCCGCAGAUAUGUAGCUCCUGAGUAUGCAAGUACUGGAAUGUUGAAUGAAAGAAGUGAUGUAUAUAGUUUUGGAAUUCUUAUUAUGGAAGUGAUUACUGGCAGGAAUCCAGUUGAAUAUAGCCGUCCUGCAGAAGAGGUGAAUUUAGUUGAGUGGCUCAAGAAGAUGGUCAGUAACAGAAAUCCAGAGGGAGUGUUGGAUCCAAAGCUUCCAGAGAAACCUACUUCGAGGGCAUUAAAGCGAGCUCUUCUUGUAGCCUUACGCUGCACUGACCCUAAUGCACAAAAGCGGCCUAAAAUGGGGCAUGUAAUACACAUGCUUGAAGCUGAAGAUUCACCUUACAAAGAGGAACGUCGAGUUAGAAGGGAUCCAGGCGUAGGAAGUUCACCUACCACCAGUAUAGAGGAUAGAUCGAAAGAGGAGGCCGCUGUAUCAAUUGAUGAUGGUAUGCUUGAAAACGAGAAGUGUACUAAUGAGACAAGUUCAAAUCAUGAAGUAGAGAAGCAAUAAAUUUGCAUAGCUGUCUCUUUAAUGACAACAAAAAACUUGUGCUGCUACUCCUUUUACAACCUGUCAUUGCAAAAGGCCAACACAAACGUGCUUUUUGCUUUAAGAUUGUUGGAACCUUCUAUACCUCAGCGUAUACUCGCAUAACCCCGCAUUGAGAUUUCUUCAUUUUCUCUGUCCCAUGUCUUUUUUAAGGGGAUGAUUGUAUUUUAGCUAUAGGUUUGGUCAUGUAAAUUAUAGUCAUAUGGUUCAAUUCAUCCAAUAAAUGACUGUUUUGAUCUCUUUGAA